CACUUCCUGGCCGUGACUGUUUCGCUUGUUUUGGCAGUGUGAUAUUUGUGUAUUUCUGCCAUGUUUGUGUACAUCUCUCGCUUGUGGAUUUACAUUUAUGAACGUUUAACGUCGCCGUGACGCUGGGGAAUAAUAACUACACGCGCUGUACUGGAUUAUACACGCAGUUGAGUUCGUUUAAUGGAUGACUGGAGGCAGAAAAAGUGAUUUGUUUUCCUCUGACUGAUCCAGGAUCAUACAGUACUGAGAUACACAGCAAGGUAUGGAUGAUCUGUCAUACAUGGGGUCUGGCUGAGGGCCGUUGUUGCCCCGGCGACUGCACCCCAUUGGCUGAAUCACCAGCAUGUACCGCAGAAAUGGCCUAUCGGAUGGCACCAGCAUUAGCUCCGCCUCCUCCGAGGGCAGUCAGAGCUCUGUGUCUGUGGACGGGCCGAGUGUCGGAUGUGCCAAGAGUUACGAUGCCGUCGUGUUCGAUGUGCUGAAAGUGACGCCAGAGGAGUUUGCAAGCCAGAUUACUCUGAUGGACGCGCCGGUGUUUAAAGCCAUUCAGCCAGAGGAGCUUGCGAGCUGUGGCUGGAGCAAAAAGGAGAAACACAUUUUGGCUCCCAAUGUUGUUGCCUUCACCAGGAGGUUUAACCAGGUGAGCUUCUGGCUGGUUCGGGAAAUCCUCACUGCACAAACGCUGAAGAUCCGCGCUGAGAUCUUGAGCCACUUCGUCAAAAUUGCAAAGAAACUUCAUGAACUGAAUAACAUUCAUUCUAUGGUGUCGGUGGUUUCUGCAUUGCAAAGUGCUCCCAUCUUCAGACUGAGCAAGACCUGGGCGUUGAUCAGUCGGAAGGAUAAGGCCACGUUUGAGAAGCUGGACUACCUGACCUCCAAGAGGAGAAUUACGCCCUAUGAGGGAAUACAUCCCUCUCCCUCAAGAUGGUGCCCUGCAUCCCGUACCUGGUGA
Molecule: messenger RNA, 952 nt
Organism: Danio aesculapii
Lineage: Eukaryota; Metazoa; Chordata; Actinopteri; Cypriniformes; Danionidae
Product: ras-specific guanine nucleotide-releasing factor RalGPS1-like
Exons: 8
Coding region: 344-952 (202 amino acids)
Biological process (GO): Ras protein signal transduction; positive regulation of GTPase activity
Cellular component (GO): plasma membrane
Molecular function (GO): guanyl-nucleotide exchange factor activity
Source: RefSeq, a predicted model, not a curated record